AUGUCUACCAACAAUUUGAGGCUGACUAUGAUGAUGGAGCGCAAGCCUGAGGUUAGCGAGGAGGAGUUCCACAGAUACUGGACAGAGAAGCACCCGGCUAUUGUCAACGAGUGGCUUGCGAAGCACGGUGUCGUACAAUAUGUUCAGUAUCACCUACCAUCAGCAUUCCGCGCGCAGAGUGAGAAGGUCUGGACCGAGCUCGGAUCCGAGAACGUCAGCGAAUACGACGGCCACGUGGAGCUCACAGUCCCCAACAUCGAGGCGCUGGAGAAUGCCUUGGCUGAUCCCUACUACAAGUCUCAUGUGCAGCCUGACGAGGCGAAGUUUAUCGACGCAAACGGGUGUUACCGCACAUUUGGGUAUCAGCAGAUAUACAUCAAGGACAACAAAGUAGUCUCCAGCUAA
Molecule: messenger RNA, 405 nt
Organism: Diaporthe citri
Lineage: Eukaryota; Fungi; Ascomycota; Sordariomycetes; Diaporthales; Diaporthaceae
Exons: 2
Coding region: 1-405 (134 amino acids)
Molecular function (GO): oxidoreductase activity
Source: RefSeq, a predicted model, not a curated record